This is a messenger RNA of Cydia fagiglandana, 6411 nucleotides long. RefSeq names its product adenylate cyclase type 9 (gene Ac13E). Gene Ontology annotation, cellular component: plasma membrane. Gene Ontology annotation, biological process: adenylate cyclase-activating G protein-coupled receptor signaling pathway; intracellular signal transduction; cyclic nucleotide biosynthetic process. The record is from RefSeq and is a predicted model, not a curated record. The transcript has 8 exons. NCBI's taxonomy places the organism in Eukaryota, Metazoa, Arthropoda, Insecta, Lepidoptera, Tortricidae. Gene Ontology annotation, molecular function: adenylate cyclase activity. The coding region runs from base 182 to 4441 and encodes 1419 amino acids.
GUAGAAUUUUGUCUGUGGUCGCAGGCUCUCAGGAUUUUCAGCUUUUAGUGGAGAUUUAUUUUUUCAUUGCUGAUUUUAAUUAAGUGAAAUGAUAGACUGGAUUUGAAACAUCUCAAUAUGGGCAGGCCCUACUCUGGUAUGAUUGGACAAUGGAUAGCAUGAAACAGUUGCGAUAUACACAAUGAGUGCCCCAAGUGGGUGUGUCAACUGCAGUGAUGGCUCGGAGAAGUCUGACCUGAAGCAUGAGGCAGAGGGCUCAGAGGGAGAAGAUGCUCAAAUUAGACUGGCGCCUCAUGUCCAGGCAUACCUCGCACACAAUAGCCCUACAACCAACUGCUGCGGGCUCACCAUCCCCAUUGCCUUUGAAAGGGCCGCCCCGGGUACAUGGUGGAAUCCCAGAUUUGAUUCCAAAAUACUUGAAGGCCAAUAUAGACAUAGUUCCUUUAGACAAAUAAGAUUAAGAUUCAGAUUUGCACUUUUAUACAUUUUGAUAUUUUCUAUAUCAUGGUUUGUCUACUUUGUGGUCCUGGGUUUGAAUGGCAUGACAGUGAAGUGGCCAUUUCUGUGUUCUAUAUUUGCUGGAGUCCUGUUGAUAACAUCUGUCAUGUUGUAUGUCACAUUCACUAAUGUAUACAAGGGGUAUACAUUCAAGAUAUCCUUGGUUAUGGCCCUGGCGCUGUGCACUCUAAGCCUGUCACUUGUGACGCUCACCACACAGGUGCAGACGCAUGGGCUGCCUCCCCGCGCAGCUGACAUCAGCCAAUCAGGGCAUUUCAUCAUGUGCAUUGAAAUCCUGUUAAUUAUAUACACACUUACACCUCUACCACUUUUUGCCUGUGUUAUCACUGGAAUUUUAUAUUCAAUUGUUUUUGAAGUGUUGAACAUUGUGUUGCACCUGACUGAACAGGAAUGGCAAGGUCCCGGGCUAUUUGUGAGGGUCCUGCUGCAGCUGUGUGUGCACAUUAUCGGUAUACAUAUAUAUUUAAUGACAUUUGUCAGAAUGCGCGGCACGUUUAUGAAAGUAGGCCAGAGCUUGUUGGUGCGGAGGCAGCUAGAAAUGGAGAAGCAGUUGAAAGAGAAAAUGAUACAUUCAGUGAUGCCUCCAAAGCUCGCGAGCUGCCUGAUGGAGGAGCAAGUUUUAGAAUCUGAGCCUAAUCUGAAAAAUCACCAUGAUCCACUCAAUGCGAGGCCUUCUAAUCCCGCGGCGGGAGAUAUUAAGUCACUGUUCCGACCAUUUAACAUGAGUUGUAUGGACAAUGUCAGUAUUUUAUUUGCUGAUAUUGUCGGUUUUACGAGAAUGUCCAGUAAUAAAGGUGCUGAAGAGUUAGUAAAUAUACUGAAUGAUUUGUUUGAGAAGUUUGAUGAGCUGUGUCAGAUACACGGCUGCGAGAAGAUCUCGACGCUAGGGGACUGUUAUUAUUGCGUGUCGGGCUGCCCGGAGCCGCGCCCGGACCACGCCACGUGCUGCGUGGAGAUGGGGUUAGGUAUGAUAGACGCUAUCCAAGAAUUCGACAGAGAGCGCGGGGAGGGCAUCAACAUGAGAGUGGGCGUGCACACAGGCACGGUUCUGUGCGGGAUCGUGGGAACCCGCCGGUUCAAGUUCGACGUGUGGAGCAACGACGUCUCCUUCGCCAACAAGAUGGAGUCCACCGGCAAGCCCGGACGAGUACAUGUCUCUGAAGAGACCACCAGGUUUCUCGGAGGCUCGUAUGUUCUCGAAGAAGGCGAGGAAGUAUUUGGUCAUAAAACAUACUUCAUAGAGGGCCGUCAGCUGAGCUCUCCGUACGACCACGAGCAGUGCCUCACGCCCUCCAAUCCCGUCAACUUGCGCCUCAUUAUAUCCCCCGCAGCGUCCCCUCAAUCCGUCCUUUCUUUCAUGCAACCCCCGCGCUCCCCCCAGUCACCGCAAGGCUUCAAUGAGGCUCGGAAAUCGGACAACUUUCUGUCGCCAGCUCCCUUCCAUUUCCGUGCUAAGGCUAGUUCGCUGCCCAGUAUAUUGGACUCCGACGAAAUGGAUGAAAAUAGGGAGAAAGGGUUUCCGGAGAGAACCGACAGCUCAUCUAAAAGUCCUACGUCUGUAGGAAGUUACGGCAAGUACGCGAGUAAGUUGAAGAAUUGGAAGGUGUCGAAAUUCUUAAGGAAACAUUCCGAUACCCCAUUGCACUCAAUAAAGAAACAAGAAUUCAAUGAUGGCGACAAAACACUUCAAUUACUAUCGUGCGGCGACGCGCCGUCGAGCAACGGUUACCAGCAAGUGCCUAUAGUGAUAGAGACUCAGGACACUAAGGCCAGGCCGACCAGCAGCAAGCUCAUCACACCGGUGAACCCCGACAUGGUGUCGUUUGAGAAGGAGAUCAUCGAUAUUCGGUCGUACCUGAGCCAGUCAAGGAGUAACAUGUCGCCUUUCGCGAGAAGUAGCAGCUAUAGGUCGCAGUACGGAAGGCCUACUAAUAUUGACAUCCCCGUAUGCCGCGCGCGCAGCUCGACGCUGGCCACGCAAGGGGAGCUGCGCGCGUGCGUGCGCAAGCGGCAGGAGGACUCCGUCAGUCUCUGCCCGUCCGUCAACAGCCGCAAGGACAGCGGCAUACGGAGCACCAGCCGCCGCUCGAGCAUACAGCAGCAGAUAUUUGCCCUGAACCACACGGCGAUAGCGGUGUCGCAGCACGACAUGAUGCAGCACCGCGUGUCGGGCUACUACACGUCCUCGCAGUCCUCGCUCAACGAACCCCCCGGCCGCGCGCGCCUGCCGGCCCCCCUCAACGACCAGCAGGUGCAGUCCUUGCAGAAGCUGCGCAAGCAGUCCGACCUGCAGCUCAUCCGCUGCGUCCAGGACAACGCCAGGUCGGGCAUCAACUACUUCGUCCAACCACCCCUCAACAGGUUCACUCUCUUCUUCAAAGCGCCAGAGAUAGAGGCGCAAUAUCGCGACAAAGCCCACCGGAGCGACGACUGCGAGGAUUUCCCGCCGACUCUGACCACUUCGAGAUUUAACACCGCUUUAGAUAUUCUUGUUUCUGCUAUAAUCUUCCUAGCCGUUUCCGUUUCGAUAUUUGUUUUGUAUCACGCGUGGAGACAGUGGAUCGGAUGGUUCGCGCUCUUCACCUUCAUAGAGGCUAUAACGAUAUCCUGCUGCGUCUACCGACACUACUUGAAAUGGAAGACGAAAGGAAACCCUCCCGUCACGGACACCAUCCGGCGGUCCGUGAAGAUAUUUAGGAAAUUAACGGAUUGGUUUCCGUGGCAUUUAUCGGGCGGGCUGCUCAUCAGCCUGCCGAUUCUGGCAAUUUUAAUAAAUUUCUCCUGUAACUACACGACGAUGCCCAUUCUGAAGGGCGAGCAGUCCUUUUACGUGUAUCUCUUGUGCAUUAGCAUAGUCCACUUCUGUAAUUUCACCCAAAUGAACUGGCUGGUGAAGAACACAUUGGUGACUGUAUAUGCUGGUCUCUUCCUGUUCCUCGCCGUGCUCGGAUGUCACGAAGUUAAUACUCAAUAUUUAGACGCUGAUAUUAUGCGGCCUUCAAUACUAGCCGCUACUCAUAAUACCUCAUCAAACGCAACCGAUGACUACUCUGACGACUGGUUAGAGAACAACAGUACCGAGACAGGAGAAAGCAUGCUGCACAAGAUGCAUCUAACGGAGCUUUAUUUAGACAUAGUUUUGCUGCUGAUGCUGGUAUGGUUUCUCAAUAGAGAGUUCGAGAUCAGCUACCGGCUCAGUUUCUACAGCAACGUUGUAGCCAACCGGGACAAGCAGAGGGUUCAGAACAUGCGGAACCAAGCGGACUGGCUCCUCCACAACAUCAUCCCGCGCCACGUCGCCGACCAGCUCAAGAACACCGCCAAGUAUUCUGAAAACCACAAGGACGUCGGUAUUAUCUUUGCUAGCAUAGUCAAUUUCAAUGAAAUGUACGACGAGUCCUACUUAAAGGGAAAGGAAUACCUUAGAGUUCUGAACGAGUUAAUCGCGGAUUUCGACGAGCUAUUAGAGAGGCCGGAGUUUCAGCACGUGGAAAAGAUCAAAACUAUAGGGAGCACGUUUAUGGCGGCUAGCGGACUCAAUCCAGACUUGAGGCACUCUUCUCGCGGCUCGCACGAUCAUCUCUACCAGCUGAUGGACUUUGCUUUAGAAAUGCAGAAAGUUGUAGACAAUUUUAAUCAAGAUUUGCUGGAGUUCGAUUUCAUUCUUCGGAUCGGAUAUAACUUUGGGGAUGUUACGGCUGGGGUUAUCGGCACUACCAAAUUGUACUAUGACAUAUGGGGCGACGCGGUGAACAUCGCGUCUCGCAUGGACUCGACGGGGGUCGUGAAGCGUAUCCAGGUGGGCGAGGCGUGCAUCCCCGUCUUGUCACCCAUCUACGAGUUCGAACAGCGUGGCAGCGUCUACGUUAAAGGCAAAGACGAUAUGAACGUAUAUCUCUUAGUCAGAAAAAAAGAACUCUAGACGAAACAAACUAUUUAUAAUGGAAAGUAGAAUCUGUGAUUUAAUUAUAUAUUUGUUACUACGUAGCUAACGUAAUGAGGUUACAGUUUAAGAGAUGCUUGGGUCAUACACAUAUUUAGGUUCUAAUUGGAUUAGAUUCUUCUGUUCCCACAAGUUCUGAACAUCCAUCGUUCCGUACAUUUUUCAACCAGAAAGAAGAGGCUCCUAUGCUUAACUUUUGGUAACAGAAGAAAAAACUUGUUUUAAAAGCCUGUGUAUGGCCCGCUUAUUUAUUGUGUGCAUUUCAAAAGUGAUAUAAUGGCUUAAAAAAAUACUCCACAUGUAUAAAGGCUAUUAAUUUAUUGUUAUUUGGCUUAAACCUAGCACUCACUACCCUGCUUGCAGUCCUGUUAUAGCGGGAAGCAGCCCUGGGGCCCAUUCCUCGAAAGAUAUUAGACUAAUAUUAUUAAUUCACGAACUGUCAAAUCGUAUGGGUUGCCAUGGUAACACACUAAUAAUAGUAGGCUAAUACCGUUUGAGAAAUGGACCUCAGCUUGAGCGAUAUGAUAAUAUUACUAUACUAAUGAUGGUGGUUUCUCACUUUAUAAUGUAAUUAUACCAGGCAAGCAGGAUCGUGUGGUCUAGGUGUUAGCGUGUUGAGUGGCAGCGUGUGUGACGCAUGUUUGUGUGGAGUGAAACAAUCUCCUUGCCGCAUCCUCUAAUCUGUGACCAGUGCUCUAGUCCACUAUGAAAUUACUGUAUAUGUGACUAAAUAUUAUUUACCCGUCUUAUAUGUAUUUGACCGUAGUUAAUUAUGUAAUUAUUAAUGAGGAAUAUUAACGAUUCUUCCAAAGGGUAGAUAAAUGAUUUGUACCUAUUAAUAAGAUGAAAUGAACUACGAAUGCGUAAUAUAAUGGCAACGAAUGGUAUGAGUUGUGGGUGAAACCUGACUGUGUUAGCCGUACCGAUGUAUCGUAUCGUACUUAAAUCCGAUUUAGAUUGUUUUUGUAAAAUGUCCGAGUACGAUGUUCCGAAGCUAAUAACGUUUUCCUCUAGCUUACAGAGUAAUAUCCUCUAGCCGCCAGAGACCUAUAAGGUCUCCUGUUCCAUUCUAAUUCGAACUUUGUGUUGACAAAAUAAAAUUUAAUUUUGCUUGGCAAGGUUUGACGUAUCCCGGCUAGAGGAUAUUGUACAAUUAGUAGCAAAUUAUAUAUCCGUCGAUGUGCAUUGCAUCAGCUUUGGCUCGCCCUGUUUCAAAAGUAGAAGCAUUUAAUGUUCUAUAUAUUCAAUAAUACGAUUAUUCAAGUAACUUAUAAUAGUGAUUAAUAUAUUACAAUCAACGAGCACAAUUUUAAUAAUGCACAGGGUUGCUGCGUUUAUUGUAUACAUAAACAUUAAAAUUGUAUUUACGUACAUAUGAUAUUCGAAGACGAUUUGUGUCUUCGUUAAUGAGUUUUUUUGUGUAAUGUAUAUGUCACAUACGAUGAGAUGUUCUUAUACAUAUGUAUAGCCCGAAAAAGAUAUUCUAAAGCGAAAAUUUUACAACCGCGUGUCUUCUCAUUACAUACCUUGUAAGAAUUAUUUAAACUUAUGACAUGACGAAAGCCUUGACUGUACAUUCCACUUGUAUUUAUGAUAUUGCCUUCGAAUGUAUUUUCUACUAGGGAAACGAAGAAUUUAAAGAAUAGAUUUUUUCAGUGGGAACGGUAUUUUUACUGAAUGUUGGACCAAAACUGGAUUAUUAGACGCAAUUAGCUCUCUUUAAAUCUUACCUCUUCGGUAAUAUUAUAUUUGCUCUUUGUACAUUACAAAUUUGAAGAUGUACUGGUAUAUUUAUAAUAAAUAGAAACCUUCUUGUGAUACGUGAAAAUGGAUAUAUGUAUAUGACUAAUUGACCAUAAUAUUUAAGGAAAACAUUUUUCUUUAUAUACAUGAUAUAAUCCCUACCUUUUCCAGUAAAACAUCGUAAAAUAAUAAAAGGUAUAAUUUAA